Messenger RNA from Drosophila elegans, 1438 nucleotides. RefSeq names its product mitochondrial carrier homolog 2 (gene Mtch). NCBI's taxonomy places the organism in Eukaryota, Metazoa, Arthropoda, Insecta, Diptera, Drosophilidae. Bases 165 to 1115 code for a protein of 316 amino acids. The record is from RefSeq and is a predicted model, not a curated record. The transcript has 5 exons.
AAUAUCGGUAUCUCGGCUGUGAGGCAUUCAACAAGAACAGCGCGCGGCCACACUGCUGUCAGAAAGAAUUUUCGGUCCAUCCAAAUUCCAAGCUGCAGAGUUCGCCCGUCGGCAUCAGCAGUCAGCAGCACCAGCAACACCCACCCACCCACCACGUAACUAGAAUGGCCGGCUUUCCCGAGUACGCCCGCGGCGAGGAGACGGAGGUCAACGGCUGGAUCCGCUUCGGCAUGCGGCUGGGCGUCAGUGCUGCCCUACACCCGUUCGAGUACUCGAAGACGCUCAUCCAGCUAGGCUACGAGCCGAUCGCCGCAAUGCCCGGCAAAUCGCUACUGGGCAAGCCGAUCAUGAAGCUGCCGAACAUCUUCCAGUACGCUGGACAUAUUCGGCGGGUCGACGGCUUCUACGGCUGCUACCGCGGACUGGCCCCUAAGCUGGUGGGCUCCCUGGUGGCCAUGCUGGUGAGCGAGCGGGUGGCCGACAAACUGGGACUGGAGCAGCCGGAGGAGAUCAAGGACGACUCGCAGCUGAGCGAGGAGGAAAUGUACGUCCAGUUCAAGUCGAGUCUUAAGCGAGACAUCGUGCUGACGGUGAGCGGGAUCGUGGCAUCGCACCCCUUUCACGUGAUCUCGCUGCGCAUGAUGGCGCAGUUCGUGGGCCGCGAGACGUUGUACACCUCCAUCGUGGGCUCAGUCGGCGAGAUCUGGAAGACUGAAGGCAUUGCCGGCUUCUUUGCCGGCCUGGUGCCAAAGCUGCUUUGCGAUGUGGCCUGCCUCGUGCUGUCCAGCUCCACCGUUUACAUCCUCAACAAAUACGUCAUCAAGGACAAGUUGGGUAGACAGUACAACGCCGGCUUCACACAGUUUGCCGUAUCGAGCCUUCUCUAUCCACUGCAAGUGGUCUCCACUUGCUCGGCGGUUAGUGGCUCCCGCCUAAUGGCAGCCCAGCCGCCGAUUAUGCCGGCCUACAAGAACUGGGUGGACUGCUGGAACGAUUUGCAGAUCCGCGGCGAGCUUAAACGCGGUAGCUCCCUUUUUUGGAGGUCCCAAGCCAUCAGCUCUCCGGUUAUAGCCACCUCAUUUGCGCCCCUGCCGAAGCUGGCGCGUUACCAGUAGGCGCCGAGCCUAGACGACCACUUCACAUGGCUAGGCUGUGUUUGCCCUGCAUUUCAAUGGAGCCGCGCCGACGACGACGACGACCAACUCCAACCCAAUACAACUGCAUUUGUUUUCUGUCUCUACAAUCACAGUCACAAUUUCGUUAAUACAAGUUUAUUUCCACGCGUUAAAGUGUCUGAACUCCCAUUUCAGUUAUCUUUCUGCAUCCCACUAGCACUGAAUUCUCCUGCAAAGAAAAAAUAGGGCGAAGGCAUCCUGCGCAGUCUUGUUACUGUUUACUGCAAAACUUGAUAAACUUAAUAAAAUGAUUUUUCUUUCAA